This is a messenger RNA of Seminavis robusta, 2451 nucleotides long. The record is from the annotation of a GenBank genome assembly. Lineage: Eukaryota; Bacillariophyta; Bacillariophyceae; Naviculales; Naviculaceae.
AUGCCGACCACUACUACCUGGCAGCGCAACUCUGGAGGGCAUCGUCCCAACCCAAGUGAGGCCCCUGCCAUCCAGCUAUUUGACAAAGUAAUGGAUCCAACAAAAUUCGCAACAAUUUCUGUGGAGGAUUUAGUUGGUGACAAUGGGCUGAAUCUAAUGAGUGAUUUUUGUACUCGAAUCGGUCAGGACCCUCCUGUCGGCCAGAGAACCAACAAGCCCAUGGCGGCCUCAGCAUUAUGCAAGUACAUAGAGGCGUUGUGCAAGGCACUUAGAACAAAGUAUGGCCGGUCUCCACAAUUUCUGAAUUUCCCACUUUUCCCUCCUGGAGAUGUUAAUGCGCUGAAGAAAACCUUCACCGAUCGCCAUGGCAGGACCCUCAUGCAGGGAAGGGACGACGAUGCCAUCCUACGCGACUACUACCCCAUCCCCCGAGAGCAUUCACAGAGAACAAAGCUAUUGCCCCUCCAUGAUUUUUCAAAUCCGGCGCAUCAGCAGCAGGCACGGAGCGUUGACCUGCUCCGGGUGGCCACAAAACUUCUACGUACAGGACAGAUCAACGAACUACUGUUGGUACUGAUAACAAACAACGCAGUUGGAAGGGGCGGCGAAUCCAAAUUUUUGAGCUAUGACAAGAUGUUCUGGGAUUGUUAUUUUGGAAUGACAUUCUUCCAAUGGUUUCAGAGGAAGGAACUCAAGACCAGCCCAUCGGCAUUCGUCCAGGAUUUUGAGCAUCCGGAGCUGUGCGUGUUGUUUGCUUUUGGGUUGUUUUGGUCACUGGACAACGGAUUGGUCAGACCGGCCGCAAUGAUGGCCUCACCUGGCUCUCCACUCUACCGCAGGUCAAAAUUCGUGUUCCAUGAGUUGCAUGAGACACAGGAUAGCUCGGUGGCUGAGAAGAUUACCAAGAUCAUUCGCGCAUGCAUCCACCACAACAUCCAAUCAUACUACACCGUGAAGAGUCUUCGUGCUGGUGCGAUGUCCCGUCUCGCAUGGCUUCCCACUGUGACGUACGAAGAGUGCAUUGCACUUGGAGGUUGGAGCACGAAAGCAAGUCGAGACUGGUAUGUGUGGCAGUAUUUGGUGGCGGUCAUUCCAGGUGCACUGGCUCUGGCUGGCUACCCAGAUCCACGACAACUUCCAUACAUUCCAACGUGUGAGGUUCUUUUCGCUGACACCGACCAAUCAAAGAUCUUUCCAAGAGACAAGUUUGCUCCCUUCCAGCGUGAUCUCUUCCCCAACAGCCUGCCAGAGCUUGCACCCAAUGGUAGGCUAAGGCCAUUCAUGGACAUCGUGACAACAGUGAUGGUGAAGAAUUACCGCCACAUGGAAUCGAAGUACGGUGCUGACCAUCGGUAUGUCCACCGGAUGAAAAUGGUGGUGCAUGCUGUUGGACUGGCUCCGGAUUUGGUGGAAGCAGGCAACAAACUCCGGUACUGGUCCAAAAAAAUUGUGGAUGACAUUGCACACAACAACAAAGAUGACAAUGGAGUGCUCCUUCGAGCGACAGUAUCCGACAAACUACAAGAGCUAUCCAGCAACGUGUGCGAUCUACUGCGGAGCAGACAACAAGAACAGCUCAACCAUGGCUUAAUUCUUAGCUCUAUUGCGGAAUUGAAGACUGGUCAGUCAGACGUCGUUCAAGCAGUAACCGAUAUGCAGGCGCAGAUCACUCAGCUUACGCAGCUGGUACAGAAUCAUCUCAGAGUAUCCGCAGCUGGGACAGCCACAUCAGUUCGAACACUGUCUACCCCUACACGAAGAUCUCCACGCCACCCUCAACAACCACAACAACAACAAACUCCACCACCAGCGCCUCCUCCUCCACCACCAAGUCCUCCACCACCACCUCCUCGGCCACCAACACCAGUCCGACAGGCACUCAUCAGAGCUGGACCAACGGCAGAAGCAGGACGGAGAGGUACCCGCAACCGUGAACGCAAAAUGGUAAAUAUUCUGGUGUCGUUGUACCAACACAAUGACUUCAAGAAUCUACGAACGAACGUGCAGCUCCGGUCACUGGCUAAUAUUGUCAAUCUUCGGACCAACGGUGACAGCAGGAAUCUGAAAAAGGUGGAGGCAGCACUCGAUCUUGUUGACUGCCUUUGGUCUCCGGAUACCAGAACCAAAGCAAUUAACAGGAGUUUCACGGAUGAAGCUGCAGCCCAAGAAGCUUUCGCUGAUGUGGACAAGAGAGUCAAGCGUGCAUGCCAUAUCUACGAUGCACCAGGAGACCACUACAUCCCCAAUUCGCGUCGAUCUACUGCUGUUACCGGAGUCGGAAACCUUAUUUUAAAGAAGGGACGCGAGUCCUUUUUUGAUGCGAUCCAAACAAAAAUGCCCAAGUGGAACCGAGUGCCACCAAUUGCUCCUGGCCAACAGACUCUGUGGGAUAUCAUCGUGGUCAAGGAGAACGCUAUCAGAAGCAGAGUCGGUAUCCGUCGACAACGGUAG